Polyodon spathula (Mississippi paddlefish) is the source of this 5380-nucleotide messenger RNA. Its product is annotated as spermatid perinuclear RNA-binding protein-like. Gene Ontology annotation, molecular function: single-stranded RNA binding; double-stranded RNA binding. Lineage: Eukaryota; Metazoa; Chordata; Actinopteri; Acipenseriformes; Polyodontidae. The coding region runs from base 382 to 2430 and encodes 682 amino acids. The transcript has 19 exons. The record is from RefSeq and is a predicted model, not a curated record. Gene Ontology annotation, cellular component: precatalytic spliceosome.
CCAGAUGGUGUCCGCAAAAGACCAGCAGGAGCCUCGCGUUGUAACAAGGGGCAACGGAAUAGAAGUACAACUUUUAAUUUCAAAUAGUAGAUUUGGAAUUGGAACACGUCGUACUAAUUUAAAAUAUCAGAGCAACGAAUCGCAAGUUCAGUCUAUUUUGGAGGCCCUUAAAACCCAAAGAACGUGAAGGAUCUAGAAGGACAGAAACAGAAAAGAAAGGUGUGAUACAGGAAGCCUCUUGCCAAGACUCCUUUGCUAUUUUGAUACCUGAGUUGUCUAGGGAUUUCGGAGGAGCUUAUGAGGAAAACAGUGCCUUGUGAAGACGACUGAGCAAGACCCAUAAAGGAGGAGAAGGGGAAGCUGAAAUAGCCAGCAGCAACCAUGAGAUCAAUCCGAUCAUUUGGGAAUGAUGACCGCCAUGUUAUGGCUAAGCACUCCACAAUUUACCCCUCAUCAGAAGAGCUUGAAGCAGUGCAGAACCUGGUCUCCACUGUCGAAUGUGCACUGAAAAAUGUUUCAGACUGGCUGGACGAGAUCAACAAGAUACCACUUAAACGAGAAGGUGCUGAUGAGGAGAAGGAGAUUAAGAACGAGGACUCUGCUGAGAGCAACACAAAUGAUCAGAGCUGUGGAACGUUGUGUGGUGUGCUGAGAAUUGGCCUAGUUGCUAAGGGUUUGCUGAUAAAGGCUGAUAUGGACCUGGAGCUGGUUCUCAUGUGCAGGGAGAAACCCACAGAGACCUUGUUAUGCACGGUCUGCGAUAAUCUUCCUGUACAAAUCCAGAAACUUACAGAAGAUAAAUACGAAGUGGAAAAAUGUUUAAACGAGGCUGCUAUCAUGGUCUGCAAUACAAAAGAUCCUAAAUUAACACUGAAAGUGAUUCUAACGUCACCGUGCUUGAGAGAAGACCUGGACAAGAAAGAAGGAGAAAGUGUUGCGCUGAAAGAUCCUGCGGACUUAUUGGACAGGCAGAAAUGCCUGAGCGCCUUGGCGUCUCUGCGACAUGCCAAAUGGUUUCAGGCAAGAGUUAAUGGAUUAAAAUCAUGCGUAAUAGUACUCCGUAUUCUGCGUGAUUUGUGCAACAGACUGCCCACAUGGGAGCCAUUAAAAGGAUGGCCCCUUGAGCUUAUUUGUGAAAAGGCAUUAGCUACUUGUAAUAGACCGCUUGGAGCUGGUGAAGCGCUGCGUCGUGUCAUGGAGUGUAUAGCCUCUGGCAUUCUUCUUCCUGGUGGGCCUGGAUUACAUGAUCCAUGUGAAAAAGAACUAACGGAUACCCUGUCCAAAAUGACUGCACAGCAGGGAGAAGAUAUUACACAAAGUGCUCAGCAUGCGUUAAGGCUAUUAGCCUUUGGGCAGAUUUAUAAGGUACUAGAAAUGGAUCCUCUGCCUACAAAUAAACCUUCCCAGAAGUAUUCUUGGGCAGACAGAGAAGGUACAGCCCUUAAGAGACCAUAUGAAGAUGGAUCUGGGGAUGACAAAGAUCUUAUUAAAAAGAUGAAACGUAACAUAAGAAAAAUUCUUGACAGCAAAGCAAUAGAUACCAACCAGCCAAUGAACGCUUUAAUGAGGCUGAAUCAAAUCCGACCUGGACUUCAGUACAAGCUCUUAUCACAGUCUGGUCCCGUUCAUGCACCUGUCUUCACAAUGUCUGUAGAUGUGGAUGGAACAGCAUACGAAGCCUCAGGGCCAUCCAAGAAAACCGCCAAACUUCAUGUAGCAGUAAAGGUUUUGCAGGCAAUGGGCUACCCAACUGGUUUUGACACAGAUAUGGAGAGUAUGAGCGCAGACGAAAAAUCGGACAGUGAAGGAAAAAAUGAGACUGUGCCUACAAACUCGAGCAAUAAUACAGCAAACUCCACAACAGACAGCUCCAAUACACUGGAGGUACGAACUCAGGGUCCUAUCCUUACUGCCAGUGGCAAAAACCCAGUCAUGGAACUGAAUGAAAAAAGAAGGGGUUUAAAAUAUGAGCUGAUUUCAGAGUCCGGUGGGAGUCACGACAAACGGUUUGUAAUGGAGGUGGAAGUAGAUGGACAGAAAUUCAAAGGAGCAGGGCCCAACAAGAAAGUGGCGAAGGCCAGCGCAGCUCUGGCUGCCCUUGACAAACUCUUUUCCGGACCGAAUGCAGCAGCCAUUAAGAAAAAGAAGAUUAUUCCACAGACUAAAGGGUCUGUAGCCACAGCGGCAUCUAUAGCUGCUCAGGUGGCAAGGGGGAGAGGGAGAGCGUCUCUGCCCAGGGGAGCCUUUGUCAGUGCUGCUGCUGCUCCAGGAUAUUUGACACCAGGUUACGGGACACCCUAUGGAUACAGUGCAGCAGCUGCCGCUCCUGCUUACGGUGGUUUUUUCAUUGACAAUCCCUUUUACCAGCCUCGGACCAUCGCACCUUUUAUUAUUCACUUGGGUCCUCAAGAUUUCUUCUCUGACUUCUAGAACCAUCAGGUUGUGUGUCUCAGAACCAAGUCUUUAUUCACUUGUCUUACCAGUCCUGACCUAAACGAAAAACAAACAAACAAUCAUAACUUCUUCAGGUCAUUAAACUGGCACAAAUGUAGACAACAGCUAUAUUUUAGCAUUUCCAUAAUGUAUAUCUCCCAUAAAAAGUUAAAGCAAUACUUAAUUUGACUUCCAGCUUAAUUUAAUGCUGAACACUGUUAUAUAGCAAUACUCUUGAAUUUUAGCUAAAGCUUACUUCAAACCAUGUGAAUGUUUUGAAUUCAAAGUCUGAUAGAGCACUAUUUAACUUGGACUGUAUAUUGCCUAGUAUGUGUAUAUAGAAUUAUAUUUUUUGUCAGGAUUAACCACUUCAGUGCUGCAAUCUAUAUGUACCUAUACAUUAACGGGAUCGCUUUUGCUGCAGACUUUUAAAACCAUUUUAAUACACCAUGAAACUUACAUAAAUGAAUGCAAUAACCCAUAUACACCUCUAUACAAGAAACGUAGAAUACAGAAUAUUCAGUUUUUUUCUCUAGCAGAAGAGAUUAUUAAUGUUACAUCAACACAAGGGACAUCACUUUUUUCAUUAAAAAAAUGCAGAGAUUGAAAAACGAAUACAUUUGAAACCAUUUUCUCAUAAAUCAAUGGUUGGUUUUUUUAAAUUUAUGAAUGUAUUUUAUUUGUCUACUACACUGAGCCUUUAAAUUCAUAAUAUUGCUCUUUUUAAAAAUGUAUUGAGCACAACACCCCCAGGCUGUACUUGCUGUAUUUUAUUGGUACAUGGGGGCUAUGUAAAUGCACAAUUUAAGGGAACAUUUUAACUAGAACAUUGAGUGUUCCUCCACCACCAAAAAGCACAUUUAUCAUCAGUAAGCACCUCUUUGGAUUUAUAUGUGACACUUGCACGAUACAUUCGUCUAGGUUUAAUAUUUUAUAAAUGCAAGCUUGUUUCAGUGUUUUGUACAAAAUAAAUCAGCUACAGGACAUGCUUUUAUAUAUUAGAUACAUGUGCUUCCCAAAAUUUGUAGUUCUUGCACAUUAUGAGUUUGCACCCUUAUGAUAGAAUACGAAAUAGUAGCAUCUUGACAAGCUUGGUGACAAAUGUGUAACGUUACCAGCUGUACAGACUCUGAAUACAUCAUUGUAAUUUUUCCUCAUAAAUGUGCAAUUCUUCAUUACAGGGCAGCGCAGUGCUGCUGCAGCAGCUAUAUACAGUAGUAUACAAUACUUGACUUGAAUUACAAAGAGAUACUUUUAUCUGUCUUUUCCCCCCUCCCAGUACUGUUUGAGGAAACGAGUAAUUUUGAAGCGUUGUUACACCCAGCUUAAUAUGCAAAAUACCCUCCUGCAAUAUCCUCAUAAGGGUGCAGACAUAAAAAUGUUUUUUUAAUUAAAGCCAUUCAUAUUUUGCACUGUAGAGACAAGUUUUCUGAAUAAACAGCUUUGUUCAAGUUGUCGUAUUUUCUUAAUACCUUAAGUUAGCAGUUCAGCCUAGAUUAAACAAUUUGCUCUUCUGAAAAUGGUUUUACAGUUUGCUUAUUGUCCUAUUAAUGCAUUCUAUUUGAGUCUUCCAUCUGUUGAAGUUCCACACAGAUACCUUGUUUUUAACUGCUUUGCCUAUUUAGGUUUUCCAAACAAAUGCUGAAGUGAUUCAUUCUGACAAAAGUAUUCCUUUGUUUUCGGUUUUAAAAUACAUUUAUUAAGUGGAAACAUUGCAAACUGCUGAUAAGUGUUUAAAAAGUGUAGCUUUGUACCAUGAACAACAACUAUAAUUACCAAAUGCUUUGUUUCAUACUUGAACAGUGUAUGAUCAUGUAUAAUUUACAUGUACUGGAAAUGUUACCUCGACAGCGAGAGAUUUUCAAAUUUCUACAUCUCCUCAUUAAACAAUAGGAAUUGAAAAUUAAAGCACUGCUUUUAAAAUAUAUUCAUACACAUUGAAUGCAAGUAUAAUAAUGGGAUAUAUUGGUUAACAUGUCUUUUCCUGACCAGCUUGAAAUUACUAUAGUGCUAAGCACACACUAUUUGGACCAAAUUAAUCACGUUUAUUAAAAACGCAUAACGUAUGACAUCGAGUUUGAGCCAAUACUCAUAAAAAAAAAAAAAGUCUGUAAAGUGAAAAAAGGUCAUCAUUGGUGUAAUUAGUGUUGAAAUGGAGAACAUUUAACUCAAAUAUAUGAUGCAGUAGUCUUCACUGCUUCACCUAAUAUCUGCAAGAUGUCAUUGGAUCAAAAAGGUAACAUUAAGAUAUUAAGCUCUGUUUCUGUGUGUCAGCCAAGCCUACCACUGAGCUGUGUCAAUGCCAGAUCUGUCCUAGAGCAGCUUGUUUUAAUGUUAUUGUCCCUUUUAAAAUCCAUCCCAGGACCCCAACCCAUUCUAUGAUCUGUGCUCCUCUGAAAGCCAUUAACCAAGGAAUUGUUUUCUUAAAACAGGACUUGGAAUGUAAAGAGUUAAGACUCAUUCUCAUGACAGUGUGAUCCAUUCCAGUUCUUGCUGCACACUUUAUUAGACAUGCUCUUGUUUAAUACUAAAGCUCAUAGGAAAACAUGUAAUGGCUCAUGCAAUUUGAGACCUGAAGUUUGAAAGGCACAGAAGUUUAUUAAUGUAGACCACCCCUUAGUUUGGAGUGCUGCCUUCUAAAGCAAUCUCUAUAUAACACCCUGCCUUUCCAUCUACCUGUAGCUUAAGCAUGUAGUGAGGAUUUAGUCUUUAAAAAUAACACUGUACUGCUUCUUAAUUGUAUUUGAGUGACAGACUUUGAUGCACGCACUCUUAUGGAAUGGAGCUAAAUAUUAGAGGCGAGAUAAUAUGGAUAAAAGAUCCUUUGUCAUGCAGCACCCUCUUUAUAGAACAAGUCAUUUUUUUUUGUUUGAAAACAGAUUGUUACUGUUAGUGGAGUGUUAAACCACUCCUGUAUUAGUUUCAAGCACUGUCUUGGGUUCAUUCA